Octodon degus (degu) is the source of this 1658-nucleotide messenger RNA. RefSeq names its product ring finger protein 166 (gene Rnf166). The transcript is spliced from 6 exons. Gene Ontology annotation, molecular function: ubiquitin protein ligase activity. The record is from RefSeq and is a predicted model, not a curated record. Gene Ontology annotation, biological process: ubiquitin-dependent protein catabolic process; protein polyubiquitination. Bases 82 to 795 code for a protein of 237 amino acids. NCBI's taxonomy places the organism in Eukaryota, Metazoa, Chordata, Mammalia, Rodentia, Octodontidae.
GCGCGGCGCCAUCGCGGCGGUGACGCGCGGGCCGGGCCGGCCUAGACGGGGGCGGGGGGCGGCGUCGUCGCCUGGCCCGGUAUGGCGAUGUUCCGCAGCCUGGUGGCUUCGGCUCAUCAGCGGCAGCCGCCAGCCGGACCUGCGGGCGGCGACAGCGGCCUGGAGGCGCAGUACAGUUGCCCCAUCUGCCUGGAGGUGUACCACCGGCCGGUGGCCAUCGGCAGCUGCGGCCACACGUUCUGUGGGGAGUGCCUCCAGCCAUGUCUGCAGGUGCCAUCCCCCCUGUGCCCACUCUGCCGCCUGCCCUUUGACCCUAAGAAAGUGGACAAGGCCACCCACGUGGAGAAGCAGCUGUCAUCUUACAAGGCGCCAUGCCGGGGCUGCAACAAGAAGGUGACCCUGGCAAAGAUGAGAGUGCAUGUGACCUCCUGCCUGAAGGUCCAGGAGCAGAUGGCCAACUGCCCCAAGUUUGUCCCUGUGGUGCCCACAUCCCAGCCCAUCCCAAGCAACAUCCCCAACAGGUCCACAUUUGCCUGCCCCUACUGUGGUGCCCGAAACCUCGACCAGCAGGAGCUGGUGAAGCACUGCGUGGAGAGCCACCGCAGUGACCCAAACCGCGUGGUGUGCCCCAUCUGCUCGGCAAUGCCCUGGGGCGACCCAAGCUACAAGAGCGCCAACUUCUUGCAGCACCUGCUGCACAGGCACAAGUUCUCCUAUGACACCUUCGUGGACUACAACAUCGAUGAAGAAGCUGCCUUCCAGGCUGCCCUCGCCCUGUCCCUCUCUGAGAACUGAAGGCGCAGCGGCCGUGCCCAAGCCCGGGCCAGCGGAGCUGCUCUUGGGCCAAGUACUAAGAGCCUGGGGGCCGAGAUGCCACCUGGCUGUCCAUCAGCGGUCCGGGCCCACAUCGGUGCUUUGUGGGGCAGGUGCCAGCCAGUGGGACUCGGAGCAUUCGGCUGCCUCUUCCAAGCCAUGACGUUGUCCUUGCGUGAGGGUUGGGGUACCCAGCUGAAGCCAGCAGGAGAGCAGAGAAGCAGCCCAGCGCCCCUGCCAGCCUGACCCGGCACCUGGCUAUGCUUCCACCGUGCAUAUUUGGUACUGGCUUUUGUGAUACUUAGAAACCCUGGCAUUUUUCUAUCUUAUCCCAUGUGAUAACCUUUUCACGUUUUAUAGAGCAAAGACAAAGCAGUUACACUUCAUAUUGCAAUAUCUGUGUUUGACUAGGCAGAAUAGUAUUUUUAUGGAACAUUUACAAAAUUAUAUUUUUUAGAAAAAAAAAACAAAAAAUAAACCUUGUGUGGGACCAGAGGGCAAAAGUGGCUGGACACAGCUGAAGCCAGACAAGCUGGGGUCUAACCUGGGCCUGGCACCCCAGAGAUGGCACCCCAGUCAUCACUGUCAGCACUCUGAAGGGGGUCUUGCUUGUGGUUUCUCUGGUGACAACCAGGAAGAGGUUACAGCAUCUGGCCAUGACAGUGGCCUCCUACCUGGUCCUCACCUUGGUGUCUGCCAUCCCAGCUGGAGCAGAGCUCCCGGGGUUCAGGCAAGGGCCUGUUUGGUGGUGGUCAGACCAGAAAACACUCGACAGUGCUCCUGUUUUGUUCAUGGCAUAAUUAUUGCUGUCUUUUCAAAGAAUUUUCAAUAAAACGAUCCAAGUG